GUUGGAUGCAUGCUCAUGCAACCUUUUAUGGUGGAAGUGAUGCUUCUGGUACAAUGGGUGGAGCAUGUGGGUAUGGCGACCUCUACACGGAUGGUUACAAAACAAACACGGCGGCGCUAAGCACAGCACUGUUCAGCGACGGAAAAUCAUGCGGCGGUUGUUACCAAAUGGUGUGCGAUGCGACCAAAGUGCCACAGUGGUGUCUUAAAGGGAAAUGGAUAACAAUCACAGCUACUAACUUCUGUCCUCCCAACUACGCUUUACCAAACGAUGAUGGAGGUUGGUGUAAUCCUCCAAGACCUCACUUCGAUAUGGCUCAGCCUGCUUUUGAGACCAUCGCCAUUUACAGAGCUGGAAUCGUCCCUGUUCUCUAUAGAAAGGUCGGAUGUAGAAGAAGCGGAGGUAUGAGAUUCACGAUGAACGGUAGAGAUUACUUCGAGCUUGUCCUCAUCUCAAACGUAGGAGGUGCAGGUGAUCUGUCCCAAGUAUGGAUCAAAGGCUCUAAAAGUAACAAAUGGGAAACAAUGUCAAGAAACUGGGGAGCUAAUUGGCAAAGCCUUACUUACCUUAACGGACAAAGUCUCUCUUUCAAAAUCCAAGCUAGUAACGGUAAGAUCAAGACCGCACUUGACGUUGUUCCUUCAUACUGGCAGUUUGGUCAGAGCUUCAAGAGCAACAUUAACUUCUGA
Eruca vesicaria subsp. sativa (arugula) is the source of this 689-nucleotide messenger RNA. The record is from the annotation of a GenBank genome assembly. Lineage: Eukaryota; Viridiplantae; Streptophyta; Magnoliopsida; Brassicales; Brassicaceae.